AGGUGACUGUACUUCUUUGUAGGACCAAGUUGUUACAUGAAAUCUGCAGUUUCAUAAUUUCAGCAGGUCCUGCUCCUCAUCCUAAGCAAUGACGACUUCUGGGACUCUGAGCAAUUAUUAUGUGGACUCCUUCCUGAUCCAUGAGGGUGAGGAGCUGGUGCAGUCCAGGUUUGCUUCUGGCUCCCUAGCCCAGCCACCACGACAGGCUACCCUGGGAGCUGAGCACACUGAGUACACUCCAUGCAGCUUCCAAUCUAAGUCGUCCAUGUUUAGCAGUCCCUGGAAUCCAGUGCACCAUCCUCAGGCUGCCAAUAAUGUCUCCAGCGUGUACCACCCUUAUGUGCACCACCAGGCACCCCUAGCAGCCUCAGAUGGCAGGUUUAUGCGGUCCUGGCUGGAUCCCAUGCCCGGAUCAUUGCCGUUCCCAGGCUUAUCCUCCAGCAGGCACUACGGUAUUAAACCUGAGCCUCUCUCAGGCAGGAGGGGGGACUGUACCACGUUUGAUGCUCACACUCUGUCUUUGUCUGAUUAUGCUUGUGGCUCUCCUGCUGACAGAGAGAAGCAAAGCAACGAACCUGCCUUUGCUGCCAAUACUGAGGAGAACCAAACAAAUGGGGAAAAACCUCCUAUUGACCCAAAUAAUCCAGCUGCUAAUUGGCUCCAUGCAAGAUCCACCAGGAAAAAAAGAUGUCCCUACACCAAGCACCAAACACUGGAACUUGAGAAGGAAUUUUUAUUUAACAUGUAUCUUACCAGGGACAGGAGGUAUGAGGUGGCCAGACUGCUCAACCUCACAGAGAGACAAGUUAAAAUUUGGUUCCAAAACAGAAGAAUGAAAAUGAAAAAAAUCAACAAGGAUCGAUCAAAGGACGAAUAAAUACGGAAUAAAUGGUGCUAUAAACAAUGGGAUGCUACUGUAUUGAGGCCUCAUGUGUCUCUCGCUCCUGUAUAUCAUGCUAGCAAAUCAAGUACCACCACAGCGUUGGUUUACCAGAGCUAUCCAAGAGGUACUUCAUUUCUUAAAUUAUUUCAUGAACCACACAAAGGGGCAUUAGGGGUGGGCUGGCAUAAAAGUAAUCUACCUUCUCUACUCUUCAAGUAAACUACCUUACCAUUGUGCACAACUAUAUACUGACUGUACAGACUAGCUCUAAUAAUGUAGGUUUUAUUCUAAUUAAUAUUAUGUUUAUUAUAAUUAUUAUGUCUUCUCUGGGCAGCGGGAGCCUCUGCUGCUAUACUUGAAUCUUGUGUUUUAUUGUAGCUGUGACCGGAUUUAUGUGCUUGGAUGUCGUACAAUACUAAGACUAAACUGAACUCAGGUUAAUGAAUAUAAUGCUAGGUCUGCAGUACCAGCCUCCAGUGUUAAUAUUGUCCCCCCCCCCCCUCAUAUCUAGUCAACCAACCAGAUAAAGAAUCGACCUCGGAUUAUUGGCAAUCACAGUCUCCAACAGUCUGUCCUGAAUUGUAAAGAUGUAUAUAUGGCUUAUAGGCCACAAGGAAAUAUGCAGGAGGUGGGAAGGUGUGUAUGUGUGUUGGGGUGGGUGGGGAGGUCUGAAAUAUUUUAGAGCCCUGGAGAUUUCCUAUAGGAUCUACAAAUACGUGGAUUAAAAUAUAUGGUGAGUGAAGGUUUUACUACCUAUAGCUUGUGUUAUGUUCUUGUUCACUGUAUUGAAAUUGCAUUUAUUGAGAAUAAUAAAUUAUACACAGGAAAUAAAAAAA
Molecule: messenger RNA, 1719 nt
Organism: Bufo gargarizans (Asiatic toad)
Lineage: Eukaryota; Metazoa; Chordata; Amphibia; Anura; Bufonidae
Gene: HOXA9
Product: homeobox A9
Exons: 2
Coding region: 89-877 (262 amino acids)
Biological process (GO): proximal/distal pattern formation; DNA-templated transcription; anterior/posterior pattern specification
Cellular component (GO): nucleus
Molecular function (GO): RNA polymerase II cis-regulatory region sequence-specific DNA binding; DNA-binding transcription factor activity, RNA polymerase II-specific
Source: RefSeq, a predicted model, not a curated record